UCAUUAGUAAUAUUUUAUUACGAGCGCGCACACCCAGCCAGCCAGUCGAUCGGUCGGAAGCGUGUCUGCCAAAAACCAUUCCAGUCCCAUUCUGGCAGUGAGCGCAAGCGAGAGCGACAGAAGACGAACCUCCCUCCUGCUCCGUUUUGCGCAGAGAUCGUUGCUUGGUUGCGUCGGCGGUAUGUCCGGUCGCGCGUGCGCAAGAGAAGAGGAUUCUGUGGCGUGAAAAGAAAAUCACAGUUUUCGCGCACCCGCCGCCAGCAGCUGCGUCAGUGGUCAGUGGUUCCCUUCCGAGGGUGGGUCGUCGUGUGCGGGGUUAUUGUUUGUUUUCAUUUACCCCACCCCAAAAAUAGCUAGAGACGAACAGUCGGUUCGAUCAGACAACAGGCUCCGGUCGAUCGGGGCAGGUGCGUACCGGUCGUCUCCGGGACGUCUCAUUCGGUGCGUGGCUGUGGUCGGGCGUUGAUAUCGCGCGGUGCUGCGGAACAUGCUGGAACAGUUCUUCGGAAUCGAAGGAAUCGCAUUCUUCCGCGCACCCUGACAAGCGUUCGUCUUUCGAUCGUGGCUGAAUGACGGAUCGAACGAUGAGUCGCUAGUUUUGCGGGAAUUAAGUGACUAAGCAAGCUGGUGCUGCUGGUGCGAAGACAGGAUCGCUCUUUUGUGAUAGUAGUGUUGGGGGUGAUGGUGAUGUUGGUGCUUCCUUGAAACUAAGUACAAGCGUUUAGUUGAAGCUCUGCAAAACGGGCCUGUCGAAAAAGCGGGGAACCACUUUAUACGAGUGUGUGUGUGUGUGUGUGCUCACAGUGUGCUAAUCAGUGUGUGAAAUCGUGCCCAAGAUCGUGCUAAAUCUGAUCGCCUCUUGUUAGCCCCUUACUCGCGCACACACACGCGCGGGAUUGACGAUAACGAGACAAAUAGCAAAUAGUGACAGUCAAAAAUUGCCCCCCCCCCCCCCCGUUUCCUCCCUCUCCCCGAUUGGUGGUAAACUUCCUGCACGACGAAUAUGUUUGGUUGUUAUCCCGAGGCAAGAGCAAAGAUCUUCCACCAUAAACUUCAUUGCCGUGUCGGAUCGUGUUUGCUGUGUACGCGGUGUGGUGUUGUGUUGUACGAUCCGCCCGUGAAAAGGUGCUAACGGACAUCGCAACGCCGUCCGGUACCGACUGUAACUAGGAGGAGCAGUGGUUGAUCCAGUCAGUGAGCCAGUCAGUCAGUCAAAUUCCUUCCGAUUCGUUAGUGAUUAUAGCAAACCAUCGAUCGGUACGCAGAGAGAGAGAGAGAGAGAGAGAGAGAAGAAGAAAGAGAAGACCAAAUUAAACUCCGAGCUAAAGACUACGUGCGUGUGGGUGUGUGUGCGCUUCGAUCCCCCUUCAAAAAUGCUUCAAAGUACGAUCGGGCAGGCUCAGCGCUUCAAGAAGCGCGAGCGCACCCAGAACUGGGCGUACGAGGAGAAACACUUUCUGCUCGAGCUAUGCCGCAAGGAUAUGCACAUCAUCGAGAACAAGCGGCUGGACAGUGCGCUGACCACGCUGAAAAACCGGGCCUGGAAGAUCAUCCACCAGCAGUUUGCGAUCGCGUUCGGUACGGACCGGAACUGCAACCGGCUGAAGGAGCAGUGGCGCCGCAUGAAGGCCUGCACGCGGGCGGAAAUGCUCGACUACCAGCAGCGGAUACAGCGAUUCGGGCAGGAGGUGGCCGACCGCAAGAAGCCGAGCCAGUUCACGUUCGAGAUCUGGGACUUUAUGCAGGAGGCGAAGAAGGUGUGCAAGAACGAGCUGAUGGACGAUGUGGACUACUCGAAGAUGAAGCUGUCGCUCGAGGAGAACCUGCCGCAGGGUGUGUCGAUAAAGGAUUGCAGCGACGAGAACGACGACGAAAGCUCGUCGAUGUGGGAUAAAACAUCACAAAAUCUAUGCGAGGUGCAAAUAAAGGAAGACUCCCAGGACGAGCUGGACGAUUACGACAAGGGCCCGUCGGCCAAGUACCCGCGCCUGCGGGGGCUUUCGAGCACUUCGUCCCCUUUCGGCACACCGUCGUCGGCGGCGGAUGUGGUCCAGAGUCGGUUCAACGAGCUGAUCGCGUCCAGCUUUGCGAGCCGUCUCGCCAACAACAGCGAUCAUCACCAUCUCAGCGGAACCGGCGGAUCCGGCAGCAACCACAACAACAAUAACAACAACAACAACAAUACGGCCAGCGGGAACAAGCUGCUCGAAAGCCUUGACGCGUACCACCGGACAGCGUUUGGCAGUGAAUCGAGUUUGGCCGAUCUGACCGCACACGGAGGUGGCAAUGCCAGCGCUAACCUCUCGCAGAUGGAUCUAAACAACACGCUCGAGGCGCUCAACAUGCUAAAGUCGCGGUUCAACCGCAUCAUGGAGCCAGGCUACUGGAAGAAUGCCAUGCAGGAGGCUCACCACAAUCUCACCACGGCUGGCCACCAGCAGGCACCACCGGAUUCACCGACCGGAAUGGCGCACCACAGUGCGGCAUCGGCGGCAGCAGCAGCGGCAGCCAAUCACCUUCUGCAGGGUCUCGCAAACGGUGCCGCCGCAAACGGUGCACUCAUCAACGAUGACGAUCACGAGGCGAUGAUGGCGGCACACCAGCGGGCAGCAGCAGCAGCCACGACGCCUCCACCGCCCGCCAGCAGAAGUGCGAGCGCCGCAAUGAAGAAGCAGAUGGAGACGCAGCACCACCAGAGCGAGCACGAUCUGCGGAUGCAGAUACUGAAAACGGAACUAGAAACAGCUAAAAUCAACAAAGAGACCGCCGAGCUGAACCGGCAGCUGGCGCUACAGAAGCUCGGGCGGCGGGCAGGCGGCAACAGGACGAGCAGCGUCGCCAGCGCCGGCGACGUAGCCAAUCACUCCGACCGAAGGGACGACGACGAGCUGGAGGUGAUGAUGGAGGACAACACUUCGAGCUCGACCCUGCCAGAGGGCAGACUGGUGGUCCGGUCGCUAUCGUCGAUGGAAGCGGCACCGGCGGUGGUGGCGGCGGGAUCGGCAGCACCUCCAUUGCCACUGUCCGUUCCCUCCUCACCAUCGUUGCCGUUGCACGUGCACAACAUCGAGUAGGGAUCGAGAUUAGGGUUUAUUAGGGGAUUAUCAGGACAGCAGAGGACUUCCAGAGCCACCAAAGGCAAAUCGGCGCAUCGGAAUCGGUCGGUUAGAAUUUAUUUAUCAUUCCGCAAAGCAAAAGCUCGUGCACGUGUAUCGGAUCGGGUGGGUUGCGAUCGUUUUAGUGUAAAAAAUUGCUCCCAUUUAGCAUGCAAAGUAGUAGUGUCUAAGACGUAAGAGCGAAUAGAGGAGCGAGUAAUAAGAGGGCACGGGACGACGGAGGUCUAUUAAGUGAAGGGAGCGCGGAAUGAGACUGCAGCAGUGGCUGAAUGGAAAGUUACGCGCGAAGAUGCAUGCAAAGAGCAUUCCACUUAAUGAUAGCAACCAGUUUUAUAAAAAUAAUAAAAAAAAAAAACAGAU
Anopheles merus is the source of this 3476-nucleotide messenger RNA. Its product is annotated as protein abrupt. The coding region runs from base 1374 to 3074 and encodes 566 amino acids. NCBI's taxonomy places the organism in Eukaryota, Metazoa, Arthropoda, Insecta, Diptera, Culicidae. The record is from RefSeq and is a predicted model, not a curated record. The transcript has 3 exons.